This is a messenger RNA of Aphidius gifuensis, 1816 nucleotides long. It is a transcript of the gene TyrRS, whose product is annotated as tyrosine--tRNA ligase, cytoplasmic. The transcript has 5 exons. Lineage: Eukaryota; Metazoa; Arthropoda; Insecta; Hymenoptera; Braconidae. Gene Ontology annotation, biological process: tyrosyl-tRNA aminoacylation. Gene Ontology annotation, molecular function: tRNA binding; ATP binding; tyrosine-tRNA ligase activity. The coding region runs from base 130 to 1737 and encodes 535 amino acids. The record is from RefSeq and is a predicted model, not a curated record.
UCUCUCUUUUCUGUAAUCGUCAUCUUGACUCCUCUCUUUGAUACUCGCAAAACUCAGUCAUAUUGAGUCAUAUCAACCGGGAGAAACGCAGAGAAACAGCUGGAUCACAAGCUCCAUCAAUUUAAGAGUAUGACUCCAUUAACACCCGAAGAAAAACAUCAUCUCAUAACGAGAAAUUUAGCUGAGUGGCUUGGUGAUGAAAAACUCAAGACAAUAUUAAAAGAAAGAGAUUUAAAAUUAUACUGGGGUACAGCAACAACUGGUAAACCUCAUAUUGGUUAUUUCACACCAAUAUCUAAAAUUGCUGAUUUUUUAAAAGCUGGAGUUGAAGUUACAAUAUUAUUUGCUGAUUUACAUGCAUAUUUGGACAACAUGAAAGCACCCUGGGAAUUAUUAGCACUCAGAGUUGAAUAUUAUGAAGCUGUUAUUAAAGCUAUGCUUAAAUCAAUUGGUGUACCACUUGAUAAAUUAAAAUUUGUCAAGGGUACUGAUUAUCAAUUAUCAAAAGAGUACACUUUGGAUAUGUAUCGUUUAAGUUCAACAGUAACUGAGCAUGAUGCUAAAAAAGCUGGCUCUGAAGUUAUUAAACAAGUUGCAAGUCCAUUUUUAUCUGGUUUAUUAUAUCCAGGUCUUCAAGCACUUGAUGAACAAUAUUUAGGUGUUGAUGCACAAUUUGGUGGUGUUGAUCAAAGAAAAAUAUUUACAUUUUCUGAAAAAUAUCUUCCAGCUCUUGGUUAUGAAAAAAGAAUACAUUUUAUGAAUCCAAUGAUACCUGGUUUAGCUGGUGCUAAAAUGUCAUCAUCAGAAGAAGAUUCGAAAAUUGAUUUACUUGAUAAUGCAUCAGCUGUUAAAAAAAAGUUGAAAAAAGCAUUUUGUGAACCUGGUAAUAUUGUUGAUAAUGGAAUAUUAGCAUUUUCAAAACAUGUUAUAUUUCCAUUGAUGAAAGAAGGUGAUCAAUAUCUUGUACCAAGACCAGAUGAUUUUGGUGGUGAUAUUUUAUUUGAUACAUAUGAAGAACUUGAAGCAGCAUUUGCUAAAGAAGUCAUUCAUCCAGGUGAUCUUAAAGGUGCUGUUGAAAUUUACAUCAAUAAAUUAUUGGAUCCAAUACGUAAGGUAUUUGAGAGUGAUCCAAAAUUAAAGACUCUCAGUAACAAAGCAUAUCCACCACCACAAAAAGAAAAAAAACAACCAAAUCCCAAAAAUGCUCCAGCUAAUCAAAAUACUGAAAUUGAACCAUCUAGACUUGAUAUAAGAGUUGGAAAAAUUGUUGAAGUAUCAAAACAUCCUGAUGCUGAUUCAUUGUAUAUUGAAAAAAUUGAUCUUGGUGAGGAAAAUGGUCCAAGAACAAUUGUCAGUGGUCUAGUUAAUUUUGUACCAAUUGAUGAAAUGAAAGACAGAAUGGUUGUUGUAUUGGCUAAUUUAAAACCAGCAAAUCUUCGUGGUGUUUCAUCACAUGGAAUGGUUCUUUGUGCCUCAGUUGAUGGAGAAGAACGUAAAGUUGAACCAAUUCGUCCACCAACUGAUUCUCAACCUGGUGAAAAAGUACUUGUUGAAGGUUAUGAAACUGGAAAUGCAGAUGAAGUUUUAAAUCCAAAGAAAAAAGUAUGGGAAAAACUUGCUGUUGAUCUUGUUGUUAAUUCUAAUGGUGAAGCUUCAUGGAAUGGCAAUCUUUUAUUAACAACAUCAUCAAAAGGAAAAUUAACUGCUGACAGUUUAAAAAAUGUCCCAAUUAAAUAAUUCAAAAAUUUAAUAACAUUUUUUUAAUAAAUAAACAUCAAGAAUAAAUUAUCUUCAAUAAAAACUACUUUUUUCUUUU